Lactuca virosa is the source of this 1314-nucleotide messenger RNA. Lineage: Eukaryota; Viridiplantae; Streptophyta; Magnoliopsida; Asterales; Asteraceae. The record is from the annotation of a GenBank genome assembly.
CGAGAGCCCUUCAAACUCUCAAACUUUCAAUCUGGACUGUAAUAAGUCUGUAUUUACGGUUAAUCGGAGGUUUCAGUCGUGUUCAGCUCCUCCGCACACUUCCUUCUUCUUCCCCCAUGUUCACUGUCGGUUUAUGUGGCGUAUAUAAUGAUCGGAAGUUUUUCCUUCCUCAGCCGACGAACUGCCCAUCUCCCACACUCUACAACCCACAAUUCACUUGCAGCUCUCCUCCUUCUUUUCCCUCUUCAAUCGCUAAUUGUCGUCGCUAUACAAAAGGCCGAAUGUAAUCGAUCAUUCCUUUAAUCAAUUGCUUCAAACCUUUGUAUCUUCUGAUCAAUGAUGGAGCACAAACAAAAGUGUCGUCCAGGCUCCAACCUUCGACUCCUUCAUAAAAGGCAUCUCCGUCUCCUGCAUCAAAUCACCCCAUUCAUCGAUCCAUCUAAUUUUCCCAUCUCUUCUCUCUUUGUUCCAUUCCCGAUUUAAUGUUAUGAGUGAUUUGCUUUAGGUUUGUUUGAUUAAUUUCAGAAAUCGAUUGAUUUUUCAACGAUUUACUUUUUUAUUUCAUCAAUACCUAAUCGGGUGGAAUUUAGAUUUGGGUUUCAGAGUUCUCAAUUAUGAAAUAAGAUGAUAACUUAUUUACGUUUUCUUUUGGUUUUAGACUAUAAACACACUAAUUGCCUAAUAUUUCAGGAUCAUUAAAUUUCAUAUGGUUCAUUAGAAAGGGAGGUUAUCGGUGUUGAAUUUCUAACCAUAUAAUUAUAUCAAUUUCACAUUUGGAAAGCACCAGACAUCAUAUGGAGAAGAGAUUAUUGAUCAUAAACUAUUCAAAUGUGAUCGUUGCAUCAAUGUUUUGGAGUAAAUGGCCGAUUUGCAAGCUUGGUAGCAUAAGGGUUGAUGUUUAUCAAAUUAAGCUUUUCUAAGCAUAUCUUCCAUAUAAUCUGCAAUUAUAUCAAGGAAAAGUUGAUUAAAUCAAGCACAAAUAUUGAGAAAAAAAACUUUAGACUUCAUUUGGAAAGGUCGAGAUUUAGUGAUAGGGAUGGAUACAUUGUCAACCUAGAGGGACUCAAAGUGAUUUUGCUAGCGAGAAUGGUAGAGUUUCGACUGUUUACCACCAUACUUUUAAAAGGAGAUAAUAGUUGGGAAGAAAUCGAGCUCACUCACACUGUCAUUGAUAAAGCUCAAUGUGUCCAAGCUUUUGUAUCAGAGCUGAAUCCCGAUACAAACACCAACACAGAGGAGUUGCCAAUUUCUUCAUCUCAAUUACUUUUACAUUCAUAUUUACAAAAAUGCCACUUCCAAGUUUUACGUGUCUGA